AUUCGACGCAUCGCCGUGAAUUGGUUCUCACGAUUGAUUCUUGACCAUUAACGCCAAUCAAUUUGAAGCAUUUGACCUUGAGAGCAAUUGGCAAGCGUUGACAGAAGUAUAACGAAUUGUACAUACCGAAUCUUGUAAAUAAAAUGGAUACUUAUAAAGAAACCGUAGGAUUUUUUGCCAUGAUAAUUACUAUGAUGCAAAUGUUAGCCGGAACUUUAAUAUGCAAGGACAUAUAUAAAAAGGGUACAACUGAAGGUACCGAUUCAAUGCCUUUUAUUGGCGCUACAGCAGUAUGCACAUUAAUGCUUCGAUAUGCACUGAUGUUGAAUGAUAGUGCAAUGAUAAAUGUUAAUAUAUUUGGUUUAAUAACUAGUAUAAUCUACAUGCUAGUGUUUUAUUACUACGCUCCGGACACGGAGAAGCUAUUCAAACAGAUGAUUAAGGUAGCUGGUUUUGUCGUAAUCUUCCUUGCGUAUGCAGAAGUGGAAAGUUCAGAAAAAAUUGAAUACAGAUUUGGCAUGCUGGUCACGAUACUUCUUCUUCUUUUAAUUGCGUCUCCUCUUGUACAUCUUAGGGAAGUUAUCGAAACGAAGAACGCAGACAUUCUUCCAAUUCCAAUUAUUGUCUCGGGUACUUUAGUUUCCUUCAUGUGGCUGUGGUAUGGUUACAUCAUUGACAAUACUUUCCUUGUCUUUCAGAACGUUAUUGGUCUUUCACUCAACGUAGUUCAGCUAUCCCUCUUUGCGAUGUACGGUUCCAAAAAGUCGCAAGACGGAUUAUCGAGUAAGCAAGAUUAAGGAAAAUUAAAUCUCACAUUACUUAGCGGAGUUAGUCAUAGAGCUCCACCGCUGGACGGGUAGCUCUGUCGCAGAAUAUGAAUUAACAGUAUCAAUACCGCGAUCGGUGUUUCUUCAACUAUGUAUUUCGUCUAGUUGGUAUAAAGUAACAGCUUCGUUAAAGUCUUUUGAUGAAACGAGUGCAGCUCAAAACAUGUGAAGACAUUCCCACCUUAUAAUGAUAUAUAUAGCUUUCAAUGCGAGAUAAAGAAGAGAACUACUAUGGUAGCUUUUCACUCUAUAGCGGGAAGUAAUAACUUAAGUUAAAGGGUUAAAACAGUCUUCCAUAUUUUCUAUAUAGUGUAUCUUGAAAACAACGUUUUGUCACCUGCACAAUAUAAUUUUUGCGAUUAACGGAAAUAGUCGUAAUAAAUUACAGGCUUGUAGUAUUUUAAAAUAUGAUAAAAGGCAAUUUUAAAAGUUUUAUACAAAAAAAUAUGUCAAAUAUAUACAUAUAUAUUUUAGCAAAAAGAAUGUAUAAUUCAAUGUAAAAUAACGUUGAGCUAUAUUAUGCAUUUUGCAUCGAGUACGCCAAAAUAAGCAUUGCAUCGAGUGCGCCGUACAAAAAUAGCAGAUAACAAUACGUACAUAUUUUUCUAAGAAUAACAUUCCUAUGUAGAAAAUAAAUGUAUAAAGUUGCGAAAUAAAUUGUUAUGUUUUCGAGUGA
Messenger RNA from Ooceraea biroi (clonal raider ant), 1503 nucleotides. Its product is annotated as sugar transporter SWEET1. Gene Ontology annotation, molecular function: sugar transmembrane transporter activity. Gene Ontology annotation, cellular component: membrane. Lineage: Eukaryota; Metazoa; Arthropoda; Insecta; Hymenoptera; Formicidae. Gene Ontology annotation, biological process: carbohydrate transport. The record is from RefSeq and is a predicted model, not a curated record.